AUGGCUGGCCGUGGGGCGCCGGCGGUGGUGGGAGGCGGCGAAGGAGGGCCGUGGGGCGCCGGCGCCGGCUCGUCCGGCCUCUUUCCGGCGCGGGAGGAGCACGGGCCGACGCGCGUCCGGUCGGGCGGCGCUCCGAGCCGUGGUCGGGCGGCGCUCCAGGGACGGGCGGCGGCCGGGGACGGCGGCGCUCCGAGGGACGGGGCGGCGGCCGGCGACGGCGGGGGCGUCCGGGGGUCGGGCGGCGGCCGUGGUUGGGCGGCGCUCCGAGGGACGGGCGGCGGCCGGGGACGGGCGGCGCUCCGGGGACGGGCGGCGGCCGGCCGACGGCGGGGGCGUCCGGGGGUCGGGCGAGUGUCCGGGACGGGCGGCGGCCGUGGUCGGGCGGCGCUCCGAGGGACGGGCGGCGGCCGGGGACGGGCGGCGGCCGGCGACGGCAGGGGCGUCCAGGGUCGGGCGCUCCAGGGACGGGAAGAGAGAGAGGAGGCCGGUUGGGGGGAAAUGAUGCUCGCGGGGUGGGGGUCCGGGGGUCGGGCAGGGCACGGCUACAGUGUUUUGCGGGAUUGCCUCAUCCCGGAUGAGUAG
Messenger RNA from Lolium perenne, 582 nucleotides. NCBI's taxonomy places the organism in Eukaryota, Viridiplantae, Streptophyta, Magnoliopsida, Poales, Poaceae. The record is from RefSeq and is a predicted model, not a curated record.